Messenger RNA from Anarrhichthys ocellatus (wolf-eel), 3054 nucleotides. RefSeq names its product filamin A-interacting protein 1-like. The record is from RefSeq and is a predicted model, not a curated record. The coding region runs from base 487 to 2709 and encodes 740 amino acids. Lineage: Eukaryota; Metazoa; Chordata; Actinopteri; Perciformes; Anarhichadidae. The transcript is spliced from 2 exons.
UGUAAUGGGCGCCAAGGACUGCGAGUGAGACUCAGUGUGCAGCGCACUUCUCAUAAUGUUUGGUUUUCCGGAUGGAAUGUCCACAUCACUGGGAUCUCCGGGAAAGGGAGAGGUAGAAGAGUGGAGGCGAUUUAUUCUCUAAGGAUUUUUAAAAAAGGACAGAGGCCAACGGCACAGCACAGACUCAAGCUCCUCAUUGUAAAGGAGAGAGAAUACCAGGAGAUUAAGGAGAAGAAAAGGGAAAAAGAAUUAUCGGCUCUAAAGGAUGAGCUCACCAAGCUGAAAGCCUUUGCACUGCUGGUUGUGAGGGAGCAACGGUGUCUGAGCGAGCUGCUGGAGGAGCAGAGGCGCCGCGGCAAAGAACUGACCGCCGUCACUGACCGCAUCGAGCGGGAGGUUGGCGCCGCUUACCCCGGCGCAAAGAGGGACGAGCUCAAAUCCCCGCACCGUAAUAAAGCCUCCAUCUUCCACCAAAGCCAAGACGCCAUGACGGCCCCAAGCCUGCUGUCGGAGGUCGAGCUGCUGAGGAGAAGGGUCGUGGAAAUGGAGGGAAAGGACGAGGAGCUGGUACGCAUGUGGGACCAGUGUCGAGACCUGGACCGCAGCCUGGCGAGGGAGACCAGCCGCUGCCGUAGCUUGAGGGUUGAGGUGGAUAAACUCAACGGCAGGAUCAGCGAAUUGGACAGGAUAGAGGAGGCUUUAGGUAAGAGCAGGCAGGACUGUAGCGUUCUGAAGGGCAGCCUGGAGCGAGAGACGGAGGUUAGCGAGGUGCUGUCGGGCGAGCUCGACGCUCUGAGAGGUAGGGUGAGAGAGCUGGAGGCCAUCGAAGGCCACCUGGAGAAGAGUGAGGUGGUGAUUAGACAGGACCUGGCCAAGCUCAGGUCACUGACGGUCGCUUUGGUGGAGGACAGGAAGACCAUGGCCGAGAGGCUCCGGCAGGCCGAGGAAAAGCUCAACAGGAAGGAGGGCAAAAGAAAUGAACAAAACACUUUGGCAACAACGACAGAGAGACUGAGAGAGGAGAGGCAGCAGGCGCUGAGGUCUAAGGUUGAUUUAGAGGAAAAGAUUAAGGGCAUAGCAAAGGAAAAAUAUGAGCUCCAAGACAGACUAAAAAGUGAAGGGGAGAAGAAUGGAGAGCUACAGAGUAAAAUCACUAUGAUGAAGAAAAGGUUGCAGAUCUUGGAAAACAGGAAAGAGAAAGAGAAGUACGCACACGGCUCUAUUCCAAACAACGCUGACCACCACUGCCACACAGAGGACAACAAAGUCAAAGAAUUGACCCUGGAGCUAGAAAGGUUGCAAAGGAGACUACGGGACAAGGAGGUGUUGGAGGAGGAGCUGAUGAAGGUGGAAAGUGACUUUGAGUCCCUGCAAAAGAGGUUCAAGGAGGAACAGAGGAGGUCCCGGGCUCUAACAGAGGAGCUGGAGGAGGUGAAGAGGGAGCUAUCCAGGUACGAGCAGGCAGAGAAGCAGGAGGUCAACCAGGAGCACCUUCUCCUCUGCCGCCUUCAGAAGGAGCAGGUCAAGUCCAGGCUGCUGGGCAGAGAGGUCGACACCCUGAAGCAGAAGCUCCACAAGCUGAUGGGCACCGAGGAGUCCAUCUGCCGGGUUCAGACGGAUCACUCCACGCUGCGGAGGAAGCUGACCCAGCAGGAGGCCAGCAACAGAGAGCUGGCCAGAGAGAUGAAGGAGCUGUGCGGUGAGCUCGACAGGCACGGACAAAUCCAGAAUCUUACACCCGGUGCGAACAAACGACGCUUUACAGACCUCCAUCAGACCGCCAAGGAGGUUCAGACCGAGCCCCCAGAGAGCCUGCCGCCCGACUACAGCGAGAGACUAGACGAAGAAAACGAGGAUGAGGAACCAAGCCGCGAUGCGGAAGUCAUGAACAGAAGAAGCUCUCUGGUCAACAACCUGAACAGCUUGAACAGCACGAAUAACAAUGUGAGCAAAUACGGCGGCCGUUCGGCCAAUGGCACGGAUGCGCACCAACCGGUUAACGGAGAGGUGAUGAUGUUAACGCACACACCGGGGCAGCCCUUACAGAUCAAAGUAACACCGCAUCACAUACUCAACACGGCCACGCUCGAGAUAAGCAGCCCCAACGGAGACACGGCUACAUCCUACACCAGCACGGCCGUCAUUCCAACGAGCGGCGCCUCGCCAAAACAGAGAAUUACGAUCAUCCAGAACUCAGCUCUGUCUGCGGUUAACACUAAAACCCCACCCUCCAGCCCCGACCGUACCGUGUCCCCGCUCGACGGUGCGCCCACCUCUCAGGUGUCGCGCUCUGUGACACCCGACCACGGCGGCUCCCCCGUUCAGAUCGUAACGGUCAGGACCUGUUCUCCGGAGCCGCCGGAUGCUGCGAAUCAGGCGGUCUACUGCAAGACGCCGGAGCGGCAGAGCGGCUGGCAACACCAGAGGUCCGGCAGCACCGACACGGGUCCCAGUAUCGUCGCCACGGAGGAGAACAAAAUCCAUAUCCAUCUGGGGAGCCCCUACAGCCAGUCUCUGAAUGGUAUGACCCACAGCAUGCCACAGCCCGUUGGGCCGUACUAUCUCCGACAUGAGCAAAGGACUCAAGUGCUCGCCAAUGGCUGUCAUGUCAAAGGUGUUGGCACGAUUACGAGCAGCAUCACUAUAUCCCCCGCUGCCUCUUCAGCUUCACAUUCCUCAAACAUUACAGUAAGUGGCCUUUUUGAUUAGGUGAAAAUAUAUUCUCAGCAUACUGUACUAUGUUUUCAGUCACGUUUCCGGACCAGACAACUCAAACAAUUCACUUUGUCUAAGGAGAACCCAGAGUUUUGGGGAUUUUGUAACAUUCAUGAAAUAAAUGCUUUGUGGUAUUUGUCCUAUAAGAGCCUUUGUAUGUCCUAUUUGGUGUAGUUAGUGUGUCCUUAGACUGGCUGACUUCUACAACCCUGGACUGUAUGACAUGAGUGUCUAGUACCUGUAUGAGAGCUAAGCGAGACAGCAUCGCAAGCAAAUGUGUGAUGUGCUUUUUUGAAAAAAAAUUGUAUCAUCAAUGUUUAUUAAAAGUGUUUGUGUUGA